Messenger RNA from Dioszegia hungarica, 3843 nucleotides. RefSeq names its product lethal giant larvae like, C-terminal-domain-containing protein. The transcript has 9 exons. Gene Ontology annotation, molecular function: myosin II binding; GTPase activator activity; syntaxin binding. Lineage: Eukaryota; Fungi; Basidiomycota; Tremellomycetes; Tremellales; Bulleribasidiaceae. The record is from RefSeq and is a predicted model, not a curated record. The coding region runs from base 1 to 3843 and encodes 1280 amino acids. Gene Ontology annotation, cellular component: plasma membrane; cytoplasm. Gene Ontology annotation, biological process: regulation of protein secretion; establishment of cell polarity; regulation of exocytosis.
AUGUUCAAGUCCAACAAGCAGCCAGCGCUGCCUCUCACGACAGACUGGACGAAGAACCUCCGCGAGACCUCCUUCUACCGUUAUGGCCAUCUCCGCUCUCUCGGGGUGACUGGCGAAAUCACCGCCCUCGCCGUCGAUCCCGUCCUGUCCUUACUCGGAGUCGGUACCUCCUCGGGUGUCGUCCACGUCUUUGGUCAGACCGCCUUCCAAUUCUCCUUACCCAUCAGCAGUCCAUCCUCCUCGAAAGCCGGCGCAGGGAUCAAGUUCCUCACCUUCCACCCCGGCCACCACCGGAUCGUCGCGGUCGAUACGGGCAAUACCCUCUACUCUUACUCCAUGCAAGAGAUCUCGGAACACGCCAAUCCGUCCACACAUCCCCCAUUACCUACUCGCGAAGCACACUAUACCCUAUGGGGCACGGUCACGGCGGUGGAUCAGCCGCUACCGAGCCAUACCCACCUGUUCGUCACGUUGAAGGAUGGGCAGAUGCUCGCUUGGGAUCUGAGCAGAGGGGCGCUGGGGAGCUGUAAAGUGCAGAACUGCUGGGGAGAGUAUGAGGCCAAGAUGGUCCGGAGCGGGAUGCCAGGCAGGCGGAAGACAGCUGGAGGACCCAUGGCUACUUGUCUCGCCCUCAACCCACGCGAUCUCAACAUUAUGCUCAUCGGCUAUGAAGGCGGAGUAGUAGCAUGGGACUUCCAGAAAGGUGUAGCGGUAAAGAACUUUGAAAUGUUCUUACCGCCUGGAGCACCAGGAGGAGGAUCAUACCAGAACAACGACGCCAUCUGGACUGAGCGCACCCCAUCUGUCACCUCACUCACCUGGCGCCCAGACGGUCAAGUCUUUGCGGUCGGUCACUCGGACGGCUGUAUCGCGUUCUGGGCGUACUCGGAGCCGGACAAGCCGUUGAUGGUACGGACGAUCACCCACGAGGACGUCAACGUCGCGGAUGCCGAGUCGCUUUACGAUGCUGGCGCACUGGACAACCAGCGCAAAGGGAAGGGCAAGGACCAGCUGGACAAGGACGGCGUACCUAUCCCCUCGGCGAUCAUGGCGAAUCGGGAGCCCAUCUUCAAGCUCGCCUGGGCCAGCUUCCCGGACGCCGCAGCCAUGAAGCUCCUAGCUGCCGCCACAACGGAGGCGGUCGAGCCGGUCACCAACGCGUCCAUGGACUUUGCGGAACGUGGCGAGACCCUCCUCGUCAUUCUCGGCGGACAGUCACCUGGCGAGCGGCCCGGUAUCAACCUCCUCCAGUUCCCCGCAUACAUCCCUCCCGUCGCUCCAGCCAAAAAGACCACAGCGUCGUCCGAGAGCAUGCCUUUGCAGCAACGGUACGCGUAUCGGGACUCGCUCAUGCCCACCGGGGCGUCCAACUACCCUACCAAGUCCCCUCCAGAAGACUUUGUUCUCCUCCCCCGGUCCAACCCAUAUUUCGGUAUGGCGCACGACGCCAUCGCGCUCAUUGUCUCGCUCACCCCGGACAAGCGGCUCGCGCCUAUCGACAUGCCCCACGCCUCGCGCGCCAUGGAGGCGUUUGUCUUUCCCCCUCAGCGGUCGACCGAGAUACCGCCGGCGCUCGGCCGAAAGACAUUCGUCCAACCCGGCGAGGGGGAGAAUAUCGUCGCCAUGUCCCCUGCGCCCAUGAUGUCUCCCAAUCCCACUACGCCGACGAGUGGUGGGUGGCGUCUACCCUGGACUAACUCCUCGCCCCUCCCCUCCCCUCGCCUGCGCGUCGCUACCCCCAACUCCAUCAUGUCCGCCUCGGGCCACCACCGCCCCCGCGCUCGGCGUCACUACCGCAUCCCCUCAUCCAUCUGGACCGGACACCUCUCGGUACUGGGCUGCGAGCUCGUCCCUCUCCCCACGCCCUCAUUCAAGCGCCUCAUCUCCUGGUCUAUCGAGACGGCUUCGUCCGAGACCAUGCCCCGACUACCCCUGCACGGCGGUCUCGCCGUUCCCGAUCUUCAAUCCGCCGGCGCCCCAGACGUCAAGGUCGCCAAGCUCGAGUCGUACCGCGUCCUCAUCACGUUCCACCCUGACGCGACCGUGCGCUUCUGGGAUACCUCUCCCCAGCUGCUCGUACUCCCCACUCCACUGCGAUUCGAGUACCCAGGACCCCUCCCCCACCUGACCAUCUCGAUCGGCGAGUACCUGAAAUCGCCAGACGUCGCCCAUCUCCCCCUCGCCAGGCUAUGGGAGACGGACCGCCCCAGAGUCCGGAUCAAGUCGGUCCAUCUCGCACGCGAGGCGCUCGAGUGCGUCAUUACGAUGAUGACUGGCGAGGUCAUCGUCACCAAGUUUGCCGAAGCCAAGGGAGGGCGGGCGGACGACGAGGUGGAAGAGCUGGACGAUGGGGACGAGUCGCUCAAGAGUCCCAAUGGGGGUUACUUCCCGCCUACCCCGACCACUCCGGCCGCGGGAGGGAACGACGGGUGGGUCGAGGAGGUGACCGAGAUCCAGCAUUUGGCGAGGUAUUCUGUAGAUGGGUUCAAGCCGGUCGCUAUCUUUACGUUGAAGCAGGGCGAGCCGCUGGCUUGUGCUGUCUCGGAUAUCGGCUUCAUCUCGGUCGCUUUUGCGUCCAAGUCUAUCGCUGUUUUGGACAUGCGCGGACCGGAUGUCAUUCUCCGAGAAGGUUUCGAUGGGGACGGACAGGUCAUCAAGAAGAAGAGGCGGAAGAAUCAGAACGUGCAGAAUGUAGUAGGGGAGCAGAGCGUCGUGGGGAGGUUGAAGUGGGUGGUUUCGGGAAUGGGAACCGACUCGACACCCCGACCCCGCCUGAUCGUCUCUUACGCCAAGGGCAUGACCAAGAUCUACACCCUCGUCAAUGUCCUCGGAGAAUGGAUGGUCGAAGCGAAGCCUCCCACCUUUACAAACGAAUCCCUCUCCGGCCCACUCGGAACAUUCGUACUCGACCCUACAACCGGGAACGAGCUUCACCCCACCGCCGACGCGCUCUCCGCGGCGAUGGCGCAUCACGGGACGCCAGAAGGCAAGAAGGACGUCCCGCCUCAUUGUGUCUGGAUCGCCGCGAGCAGGAAGAGCAUCCGGGCGGCGGUUAACUUCAACGGGGAGCGAGUGGCCAAGGUUGAAUUUGAGGAUGAAGAUUUAGGCGAGGCGUUCUACGUUACAAGAUAUGGUCAAAAGAUACUGGUCGGGAUAACGACGACGGGCUCGGUUCUGGCCUACUCGCUGCCUUUCCUUCAGCCCAUCACGAGGAUGGAGCUUUCCUUUGGGACUCAAGGCCGCCGAAUUGGCAAGAUAUCGAUAGACGACCGCUCAGGCGACUUUGUCGAAUACGCUGGACCGCUCGAUAUCAACCUCCGUACCCUUUUCCACUUCCGUAAACCCCUUCCGCCGCGGAUCGACCCGUGUGCCUUCAAGCGGCCAGUCCCGGCUCAGCCUAUACCGCUCACGGCGAGUGGGAUUCCGGGGGCGUGGUUGUGGGGUGGAGCGCCGCUCAGCGGCGCUCAGCUGGACGCUCUUGUGGCUGGACCCAAGCGGCCCCCUCCUCUUCCCCCAGCACCGGUACCCAAGAAGCCGCUCAUUACAUGGGGAGACCCGCCCGCCGAGAAGAAGGUGGAGGUCGUCUCGCCAACGACAGUAGCGCCGAAACGGACGGCCGUGAAGAAGGUGGCUGGACCAUCGAGGGUCGCAGGGGAGAGGGACGACGUGUACUCGGAAAUGCGCAAUGCGACCGAGGAGCGCGGAACAUAUAUGGACCAACUCAACGACAGCCUCAACAAUGCGAGUGUGAGCGCUACCAACUAUCUCCAGCAGGCGCGGAAUCAGGCGAUGAAGGAGGCGGCGAAGAGUACUGUUAAGGGCGUGUUUGGGAAGAUCUUGUAA